Molecule: messenger RNA, 1691 nt
Organism: Perca flavescens (yellow perch)
Lineage: Eukaryota; Metazoa; Chordata; Actinopteri; Perciformes; Percidae
Exons: 3
Coding region: 582-1205 (207 amino acids)
Source: RefSeq, a predicted model, not a curated record
UGUUUUAAAAACGGAAAACGAAAAAACAAGUGGUUUCUCGUUUUUUUCUCUUUGGUUUCACUACGAAAAACGAAUGAACGGAAGGUACACGGAUUUAAAACCUCCAACAAAAAAGGUAAAACGUGACAACAGAGAGACUGCAGAGAUUUUAGAAGCCAUCCUUGUGUUAUCUGGGAAACAUGAUGAGACUUUUCGGAAAAUAUCUGCUAUAGAAAAAACGACUGAGUCAACUUCGAAACAGAUGGAAAAGCUAACUGUGACCGUUAAGCAGCUUACUUUGGAUGUUAAACAACAGACACACACUGGAAGUCAUGAAAAAAUAGAUCAAUUUAUUGCAAGCAGAAAAUAAAACUCUGAAGGCAAACAUCGUUGACUGCCAGAGUUACAGCCGAAGAUGGUCCCUGAAGAUUCACGGCGUGAAGGAGGAAGAUGGAGAAAAUAUCAGAAGCAGAAUCAUCGAGAUCUUGGGUAAAGUGGCUCCUAAUAUUCGUGACAGCCUGAAGGAUGGGGUCGACAUCGUCCAUCGCAUCGGGCAACGACGACAAGACGGCUCGAAUAGAUCAACCAUCAUCCUUUUUGCAAUGCGUCGUUUUCGUGAUGCUGUCUGGAAGGAGGCAAGAGGCUCAAAGUUUCUUCUGGACAACAACUUAAGGCUCACCAAAGCACUGUCCCCUGAAGAGAAAGCAGCCAGAGAGAAGCUGUGGCCCUUGGUGAAGAAAGCGAGAGAAAAAGGGAAGAAGGCUUCUUUUCGCGGCCUUUUUGUCUUUAUAAACGGAAAGAAGAUUGAUUGUUCAGAGAAUGAAACUGUUGGAAAGAGGAGGGAAUGCAUCCUCAGGGCACUUUGCAUAUACCUGAACGAAGACCCGAACAUACUCUUCAAAGAAUACUUGGAUGCCGAUGUUGUAGCUGCUGAGAGGGAGCUAGAGCAACUCACCUUUGCCAUCUACAGCGUCAAUGUUGAGGGAGGGGAUGCCACCACUCCUCCAGCUGAUGUUGGAAUAGUGAUUGAGGGUGCUGAAAUACUACACAACUUGGGAGACAUCGCCUGUGCAUGUGCACUCUUAAUGGGUGUAAUAUAUGCACUGGACCUCAGUUAUCCCAAGGAACUGAAAGCCUUGUUUGAAGUACUUCAGAAUAUGUUCCUUCAAAUGGAUGCUUGCAGACUGUCAACAAAGGUACAGCUGCCCAAAAACAAACUGUACUGAUUUGGAUGUGAUCAGUGGCAAGGCUGUAGAGAGACCAUUAUUUUGUUAGAAACAAAUUUGAAGACUGUAAGUGAAGUCUGUUAGACCAUAUUGUCACAAAGGGAAGUUUGUCUGUAUUGUUAUUCUGCAUUAGGGAAGUUGACAACUGUUGGAGUGUUGGACCAUGUCACAAUUGUAAGUAUUGUUUAUUACAUGUAUGGCUGCAACUCACAUUAUUUCAUUACUUAUCGGUUCAAUUUUUUUUUAUUAGUUGUUUGGGCUUUUGGAAACUGACCCUUUCUGACAUUUUAUACACCAAGGUUCAAUCUAAAAUGUCUUAUUUUCACAGUUCACAAACAAGAUUGUUUACUGUAUGACUAAAGAAACAAGAAAAUAUUCUUAUUUAUGUUGGCUCUUUUCCUGUAAGUCAGAAUUAUUGAUACAUUUUCUGUCAAACAACUAAUCAAUCCACUAAUAUUUGCAGCUGUUAUUCCGUGUUAAACAUGU